This is a messenger RNA of Closterium sp. NIES-67, 5542 nucleotides long. The record is from the annotation of a GenBank genome assembly. Lineage: Eukaryota; Viridiplantae; Streptophyta; Zygnematophyceae; Desmidiales; Closteriaceae.
AAGAUUGAAUGCAUGGAAAAUGCAGGAGAAAGCGUGAGCAUUCCAACGACCCCAAGAUCGCCCCAAUCCGACCGAUGAUGCCGAAGUUACAAGAAUUCCAAGAUUGGAAGUUCUAAUGACAAAUGCUAUACCUCGGAUAUCUCAUGGGUCUUCUUAUAAUGGGGAUCUUGUGGUUAGAUGGUUGGGGAGGAAACUUUGACUUUUGGUUGGGGCAACGACCAGCAGUAACGUUUUGAUUCAGUUCUCACUCUAGAGUUAAUCUUUUCACCUGAUUUAAAUUUCAGAUGACUCUAGACUUAUAGGCGCGUCCUUCCACCGAGCAGAUUGGCGUUUGGUUGAGUUGAGGUUCUGCUUAAUUCGUGCAAAGUAGGCCGAUCCUAUCAACAAGUGGUAUCAGAGCCAGUACCUAUCUUUGCGACGACGAAUCAUGGUCGUUUCUCAACCAAUGUCUACGAGUAAGACCUGUUUCAAGUAGCUCAGGUUGCGAGCUUUCCAACGAGCCUAUUUUCAGGUCUUUAUGUAAAGGCUUGUGUUCGUGGCGGCGUUUCUUGUAAAGCUGAACAUUCUGCCAGAAUUCUGCCAGAUUCGGUCUGUUACGAUUGCUUCAUCCCUAGAGCUAGCAGAUGCCGAAUAGAGGCUCUGUAGGUGCUGAGGGCGAGAUGGCACGUGGAUUUGGAGAUAGGGAGCAAGGGGGAGCAUCUGGUGACGGUGCUGGAGCUUCACAAUCGAGGGGAGAAGCUCAACAGCCUUCACUACCCACGUUAUCUACCCCUUCUCCACCAUCCAACCCUACCGUGGAUCCUAUGAAGGCUUUCUCAAUUGAGAAGUUCAUAGGGGAGGGAUUUGAGCACUGGAGCUUUCGAAUGCGUCUCAUGUUUACUCAUUAUCAUCUGCUAGAGCUCGUGGAGGGAAGGGAGAAGAUGCCGGAGAACGCGGAUGCCCGUGGCUCAUGGAUAAAACGCUCGUUCGACACGUACAUGCUCUUGGUGCAAGCGGUUGGAGGGCGCCAGUUGGAUCACAUCAAGGAGCUUCUUGGAGAUCCCGAGUGUGGACCAAAGGCAUGGAAGAAGCUGCAAGAUAUCCACUCACCAACUCACGCGACCGCCAUUGUGCUAUUGGCGCGUCGAUUGCGCGACAUCAAAUUCGUGGAUGGAGAGCCAAUGCAACCGGUUUUGGAUGAGAUGCGGGAUAUCUUUUCCAAAUUGCAAGCGGGAGGCUUGGUCUACCCUGAGCUUGUGCAGUGUGUGGAGAUUGUCAUCAGAUUGCCGGAGUCUUGGUCUGCUCUUGCUAUCAACCUCAACUCUCAGCAAUCCCAGUGGAGCUUGGAGUACAUUCGUGCACGGAUCUUGGAGGAAGAUCUAUGGCGACAGAGUGUGGAUCGCUUGGGGGAUGCUGCUGGUUAUGGAGUUGGAGGAGGGAGGAGUGGCUUUAAGAAGUGGAAGGGCAAGAAGAAUGACAACUCUCAGGAGGAGAGUACUGGAGGUCAAGACAAGAGCCAAGGAGAUGUAUGCUUCUACUGCAAGAAGCGCAUUCAUCGCUGGAGAAAGUGCUAUCAACGGCCUAAGGACUGGACCCCACCUUCAUGGACCAAUCAGCAAGGAGGCAAAAGGAGUGGGGGAGUUAUGGGAGCUGGUGGAGAGGAGGAUGAGGAGGAGAAAGGCGGCAAUGUGGGUGAGCGGCGGCCCGGUUUCUUCUUCUUUGUGAAUGAGGGUGCUGCGGAUCCAGCAAUGGCUGCCAAGGUUCUUCUACAUCCGCUAUCUCAUUGGGUCAUUGAUUCUGGAAGCUCCUGGCACAUGACUCCUCGUGUGGAUCUGCUUGAUGAGAUUCAGCCAGCACCAAUCGCUACUGUCACAUCCGCUACAGGAGCCAAGGCUAAAGUGAUGGGCAUGGGUUGUGCCAUGUUUGUGGGUGCGGAUGGCGAGUUGGUGGUCUUGAAGGAGGUGCUUUGGGUACCAGAUUUGUGUGCGAAUCUGAUUUCUACCGGCCGUUUGGGAGAUGCGGGUGUGAACACUGAAACCAUCGGCUCAGAGCGCUAUCGUGCUUAUAAGGAGAGCCGACUCAUUUGGGAUCUGCAGCGUAAUGGGGGAGUCCACUGGCGCAUGUGGCAGAUUCCCGUGCUCCCAUGGCCUAAAGGGAAUGAGCCAGCAGCAGCAGCAGCAGUUGAAGGAGCCAUGGAUGAUGAAGAUCAUGAGGAUUGUGAUGAGGGGCUGAUUGCGGCGGCUGGAGCAAGUGCGGCUGUCAAGGCAUCGGCAACCUCUGGACAAGCCUCUUGGGAGACAUGGCAUAGACGUCUUGCACAUGUGGCUGUUUCUACAUUGGAGGUGAUGGCGAGAGAGCAGAGUGUGCAAGGGCUUCGUCUGCAUGGAGGCAAUGCUGAUUCUCGUGACUGCGAGGUGUGCAUGCAAAGUAAAUUUGCACGUUUUCCCUUUCAUAGAGUGGAUGGUUCUGCCAAGGCACCAUUGGAAGUGGUGCAUAUGGAUCUGGUGGGUCCGAUGCGGACUGAGGGCAUUGGUGGAGCCUUGUAUUUCCUAACGCUGGUGGAUGACUGGAGCAGAUUUACAUGGGCACGACCUUUGUCAAAGAAGAGUGAUGCGGCAGCAGCAAUCAAGGAGGAUUGGUUGCCAAUGGUUGAAAGGCAGUCGCAACGGUUGGUGAAGGUGCUGAGGAGUGAUCGUGGUGGCGAGUUCCUAGGAGCAGAUUUCACUGCUUGGCUCAAAAAGAAUGGCAUUCGACACCAACUGACCUGCCCUGGAACACCACAGCAAAAUGGCAUUGCUGAACGAGCCAACAGAACCAUUGGCGAGGCGGCCAAGGCAUUGUUGAGGGAUGGUGGACUUCCCUACAAGUUCUGGCCUGAAGCUGUUCGCCAAGUGGUGACCGUCAAAAACAGAGUCUUGACGCAUGUUGGCGAGCAGCAUUGGGUGCCCUAUGAGCGUUGGCUUGGGAAGAAGCCGCUUGUAGAUAUGCUGCGGGUGUGGGGCUGCAUGGGGCUUGUGAUGGUGCCAAAGGAGCAAAGGCACAAGCUUGAGGUUGCUGCAGUGUGGGCCGUCCAUCUUGGGAUGGCCCCUGACUCCAAAGGGUGGCUGAUGUGGGACCCGAGGAGUAAGAAGACCAUUGUGAGCCGCGACGUCAAGUUUGUGGAAAAUGUGAUGUACAAUGACUGGCAGCAGCAACAGCAAGUUCAGAUUGGACUGCGGCUGCAAGAGCUCCAGAGGUCAGCUGUGGAGGAGGUUCAGCCGCACCUUGAUGAUCGCCCUGGGUCAGAGCUGACCAGUGACCACAGUGGUGGUGUCGAGCAGCCCACUGUUGGAGAUGAGCCUGAGGAGGGGCUCGAGGAUGAGUCAACGCAUGUGGACUCACCAUUAGUGCCUAUGACUGCUCCACCAGCUAGGUUCACUAAGAGGAGUGCACAGCGAGGUGCGUCAACGCAAAUGCAGCAGAGUACAACUCAUGAGAAGAGGGCAGCAUCGCCACCUUCAAGGCUAGGGUAUAGCCGCUUGGGAGGACCUAAGCAAGGUGCGAUGGCGGUUCAGGCGGAUGAGAGUGAUGAUGAGGAGAGUGCUUUCUGCUUCUUCACCACUCUACCUAGUGAUCCAGCCACACUACAUGAGGCAUGGACUGGCCCUCUGAAGGCAAAAUGGAAGCCUUCAACUGAUGAGGAGUUCAACAGUCUCAUUGAGAAUGAGACAUGGGAUCUUGUGAAUCUACCAAAGGGGCGACGAGCCAUCGGCAAUAAGUGGGUCUUUAGGACUAAGACCGGAGCUGAUGGCGAAGUGGAGCGGUACAAGAGCCGUUUGGUUGCCAAAAGGUUUGAGCAGAAGGAGAAGGAGGAUUACAAGGAAGUGUUUGCACCUGUUGCUAAUACAGGAACCUUGAAGACCUUGCUGGCCAUUGCUGCUGUGAAAGGCUGGAGUGUGAAGCAGAUGGAUAUCAUCACUGCAUUCCUGAAUGGGGUGGUGGUGGAAGACAUAUAUAUGGAGCAGCCAGUUGGAUAUGAAGAUGGGACUGGCAGAGUGUGCAAGCUUAAGAAGGCAAUCUAUGGACUUAAGCAAGCUCCAAGGUGCUGGUAUGAGAAGCUAGCACAAGUUAUCCUUGCUAGAGGCUUCAACACCUCUCAAGCUGACCACAGCUUGUUUCUGCUUGGUGAGGGGGAGCAGCAGUUGUGCUUGCUCAUCUAUGUAGAUGACAUCUUGCUGUUCUCCCCAUCCAUGGAGCAGAUUGAGAGGACCCAAAAGCUGUUGAUGGACAGCUUCAAGUGCAAGAUGCUUGGGGAUGUGCAUUAUUACUUGGGGCUGCAGAUUGAGAGGGAUGUGGAAAAGAGGUGGCUGAAGAUGCACCAGCACAAGUACAUCUCUGGAGUGGUGCAGCAGUAUGGCAUUCUUGAGGGUCGUACUAUGAAGACACCUCUCCCUGCAGACUUCAAGCUGAGGAAGGCCACUGAAGACGAUGUGGUACUUGAGGAGGAGGAGAUGAAGGAGUACCAUUCUCUGAUCGGGAGUGUCAUGAAUGCAGCAGUGCAGACAAGACUCGAUGCUUCUUUUGGAGUGGGUCAGCUUUCGAGGGUUGUGCAACAACCCAUUGCACACUUGGAGGUUGCAAGGAGAAUGGAACGCUCCAAAGAAACAAAGUGAGAUCGCUCAGUCUCCAGCAGAGGCGGAAUAUAUGGCUUUGUACCAUGGAAUUAAGGAGAUCGUGUCCCUGCGGAAGCUGUUGGAAGAUAUUGGCGAGAAGCAGGAUGGCCCUACGCCACUAUUCAGUGACAGCAAGGGUGCUAUUGGGAUGGCCACUAAUCCGAUCCUAAAUGGCCUCUAUAAGCACAUGAAAAUCAAGUGGCACUGGGUGCGGCAGAUGAUGAAGGAAGGGGUUGUGGAACUUCACCAUGUGAAAGCAAGCAAGCAGGCGGCUGAUUUCCUAACGAAGCGUCUUCCUGAAGAUGCACACUGGAAGUGUGCUAAGAUGUGUGGAAUGGCAUUGCACUAGAUGCUCCAAUGCAUGAAUGUGAUGGCAUGGGCCUGGUUGGAUGAAAGAUCAUUUCCACAUGCAUGUGUGUGCAUUCCAUUAGUCUGAGGGGGAGUUUGUUAAUUGCACAUCAUCAUGAGUGCAUAUCAUCCUAAUGUCCUGCCGUAUGAUCGUCUCAUUCGUGCAUGCAUGUGUGCAUGAGCAUAUAUCACAUUGCUCGCCAUCUUGGAUAUUCUCAUCAUCAGGAUUUUCUCCCAAGAUUGAAUGCAUGGAAAAUGCAGGAGAAAGCGUGAGCAUUCCAACGACCCCAAGAUCGCCCCAAUCCGACCGAUGAUGCCGAAGUUACAAGAAUUCCAAGAUUGGAAGUUCUAAUAACAAAUGCUAUACCUCGGAUAUCUCAUGGGUCUUCUUAUAAUGGGGAUCUUGUGGUUAGAUGGUUGGGGAGGAAACUUUGACUUUUGGUUGGGGUGGCUUGGUUGCUACAAGCCAAAUUGUGCAAGUGUUGCAAAUGUUGCAACAUCUUGCCAAAUCCAAUCUCUUUGGAUUUGGCAUGUGUCCUCACAUGGGCAACUUGGAGAGGGGC